This is a messenger RNA of Meira miltonrushii, 1141 nucleotides long. Its product is annotated as RRS1-domain-containing protein. Bases 73 to 1044 code for a protein of 323 amino acids. Gene Ontology annotation, cellular component: nucleus; nucleolus; preribosome, large subunit precursor. The transcript has a single exon. Lineage: Eukaryota; Fungi; Basidiomycota; Exobasidiomycetes; Exobasidiales; Brachybasidiaceae. The record is from RefSeq and is a predicted model, not a curated record. Gene Ontology annotation, biological process: ribosomal large subunit export from nucleus; ribosomal large subunit biogenesis; endonucleolytic cleavage in ITS1 to separate SSU-rRNA from 5.8S rRNA and LSU-rRNA from tricistronic rRNA transcript (SSU-rRNA, 5.8S rRNA, LSU-rRNA). Gene Ontology annotation, molecular function: protein binding.
AUUACCAAGAAAGCUUGCCAUUCUCCCUCUUUACAGUCACUGACUCAAAAUCUGGAACUUCAAGAUACCAUCAUGGCUAGCACAAGUACCUCAAAUCCUCAUUUGGCAUUCGAUGCUGGUCUAUUGAUGUCAGUUGAUUCAUCAGACCUAGAUGUCAAACACUUCAAAGAUGAGAAGAAACGGGAAGAAUUGAUUCAAUCCAGGGUACUGGCUUCUACAAGAUCAUUCAUCUCAAUACUACAAACAUUACCCAUCACUCAACAUCCUGAUCUUGGUCCUCUUGCUGCUUUACCAGCACCUGCAUACCCUAUCUUACCAAGAGAGAAGCCUUUACCAAAACCACGUGCAGAGACGAAAUGGGAAGCAUUCGCUAAACGCAAGGGAAUUGCAAACAAGAAGAAGGACAAGAUGGUUUGGGAUGAUGAAACCAAGGAAUGGGUACCAAGAUGGGGAUUCAAAGGAAAGAACAAGAAGGAGGAAGAACAAUGGAUUCAUGAAUUGCCCAACAAUGUCGAUGAUGAUUACAACCCUGUUUCCGCUUUGAAGAAACAAAGGAAGGAAAGAAGUUUGCAUAAUAAAGGACAACAGUUGAAGAAUGCCACAAGAGCAAACGCCGAAGUACAAAAGAAGGAAGGCAAAUCCUCCAGUGAUUUGCAGAGCAAACCUUUGGUUCGCGCAAAUGGAGAAAAGAAGCGUGCCGAUCGGGAACAACAAAUGGCAAAAUUGGACGUUGACGUUCUACGUAGUAGAGGAAGUACCGCAAGUAUGGGAAGAUUUGACAAAACUCUGGAAGGAGAACAAAAGGAGAAAGGAAUCAAACGUAAAUUCGAAGCUAACGAGGUUGAUGCAUCCAAAGAAAGAGCUUCGCAUAUGGCUCUUUUGAACAAGAUGACAAAUGGUACACUUGCCGCUAGCAAACGUAAUGGCGAUAAAGAUUUGGUCAAUGUACGUAAAGCUGUUCGAUUUGCCAGCGAUGGAAAAGGAAGUCGAGUCUUGGCAGGCGAUAAAGGAAAGCCAAAAGGCAAAGGCAAACCUAGAAAGUAGAAUUUUUAUCCUUCUUAUGAGAUCUACAUCACGUCAUUUGUAUUUUCUAUUCAUGCAAUUCCGAUAUAUGAUUUUAGUAUACAUACUUUAAUGCUAC